GCCGCUCGCGCCCGCGGAGCUGCGGCUGCGGUUCUUCGCGGGCCCGGGGUCUGUUUGCACUGAAUGACAGGGAAAGGUUCCCGGUCUCGUUGAUUUCGAGGCAUGUCGACUUCCGUGAAAGAAAGCCUGCAGCUUCAGCUGCUGGAGAUGGAGAUGCUGUUCUCUAUGUUCCCUAACCAAGGAGAAGUAAAACUGGAAGACGUAAAUGCCCUCACUAACGUAAAGAGGUACUUGGAUGGUACUAGGGAGGCUCUACCACCAAACAUCGAGUUUGUGAUUAGCCUUCAAAUUGAGGAACCCAAGGUGACAAUUGAUUUGCAAGUAACCAUGCCUCACAGCUACCCCUACGUAGCUUUACAGCUAUUCGGACGGUCAUCUGAGCUGGACAGACAGCAGCAGCUUCUUCUCAACAAAGGUCUCACUUCCUAUAUAGGGACUUUCGACGCGGGCGAGCUCUGCCUCUGUGCAGCAAUCCAGUGGUUACAGGACAACAGCGCCUCCUACUUCCUGAACCGGAAGCUGGCCUGCGAGCCAGGCCCACAAGCCAAGCCAGUCAAGAACACGUUCCUCCGGAUGUGGAUCUACAGCCAUCACAUCUAUCAGCAGGACCUGAGGAAAAAGAUUCUGGAAGUUGGGAAAAGGUUAGAUGUGACUGGGUUUUGCAUGACGGGAAAGCCAGGUAUAAUUUGUGUGGAGGGUUUCAAGGAUCACUGUGAGGAGUUCUGGCACACGAUUAGGUACCCCAACUGGAAGCACAUUUCCUGUAAGCACGCCGAGAGCGUGGAGACGGAAGGGAACGGUGAGGACCUGCGCCUUUUCCAUUCUUUUGAAGAAUUGCUCCUUGAGGCCCAUGGUGACUACGGAUUAAGAAAUGAUUAUCACAUGAAUCUGGGCCAGUUCCUAGAGUUUCUCAGAAAACACAAAAGUGAGCACGUUUUCCAGAUACUAUUUGGUAUAGAAAGCAAAAGUUCAGAGUCCUAGGAGUCUGUUGGGAGGCCUAUGCUUGUAGUUACACUAAAGCAGCAUUUUGUAAUAAGACCAGUAUAAAAGGGCCAGGGGCUCCAGAAUUUUUGACUGGUAAUGAAACAAACGGGCCUUUUAACUUGGUAACAGUACAGUUGUGAUGUUAUCUCUAGAAUGCUGUGUUAAAUCACAUAUCAAUACUAUUUCAUUGUAAAUUAAUAAAAACAGUCUAUUUAACC
Molecule: messenger RNA, 1202 nt
Organism: Jaculus jaculus (lesser Egyptian jerboa)
Lineage: Eukaryota; Metazoa; Chordata; Mammalia; Rodentia; Dipodidae
Gene: Rwdd2a
Product: RWD domain containing 2A
Exons: 3
Coding region: 103-981 (292 amino acids)
Molecular function (GO): protein binding
Source: RefSeq, a predicted model, not a curated record